AUGGUUUUGUCAACGGAACUGUCGGCGAACCCUGACAUUUGGUGUCAGAAGUGUGACAUCUGUCAAAAGAAGUACGAAAGUACGACAGAUAUCAACAGCUGUGAAACGAAGUUCCCCAGCGUACGUGGUCUUCAAUUUAUAAUGAGUUCCUAUAAGCAUUUAAGUGGAAGUGAAAAAAGAAAACGAAAAGCAGAUCGAGAUAAAGUUGCAGAACAAAUGAAAGGAUCGUUAAACAAAUUUUUAAUUGUGGAGGACGAAAAAUCACAACAAUCAUCAUCAUUUUCACAAAUUUUACCUGCUCAAACUCCAGAAGCAUCACACGAAUGUGAAUCUAUUCAGCAGAAAUAUCAGCGGGAAAAACUGAGUAAUUCCGAUUGUGAAGAUGAAGCAAAAGAAGAUAUAUAUAUUAAAUCAUCUGAAAGUAAUGAUGAAACUGAGAGUUUUGUAAACGACAUUGCUUUAUGA
Messenger RNA from Helobdella robusta, 465 nucleotides. RefSeq lists its product as hypothetical. Lineage: Eukaryota; Metazoa; Annelida; Clitellata; Rhynchobdellida; Glossiphoniidae. The transcript has 3 exons. The record is from RefSeq and is a predicted model, not a curated record. Bases 1 to 465 code for a protein of 154 amino acids.